This is a messenger RNA of Microtus ochrogaster (prairie vole), 3460 nucleotides long. It is a transcript of the gene Flvcr2, whose product is annotated as FLVCR choline and putative heme transporter 2. NCBI's taxonomy places the organism in Eukaryota, Metazoa, Chordata, Mammalia, Rodentia, Cricetidae. Gene Ontology annotation, cellular component: membrane. Gene Ontology annotation, biological process: heme export; transmembrane transport. The record is from RefSeq and is a predicted model, not a curated record. Gene Ontology annotation, molecular function: heme binding; heme transmembrane transporter activity.
AGUCGAGCGAGCAAACUUUUUCCAGGACGGUCUACACUUCAUCUGAGAACUCCAGGCUGGAGCAGCCUGGAGCGUGUGGCGAAGAGUCUGCGGCCGACUUGGUGACAACAGUUUGCGAGGGAAGGAACAAGCGAGAGGAGUUUGGAAGUGAGCGCUGGAAGCCCAUUCGCUGCUUCUAAACAGCUGAGGUCUCGGUUUCUCUGCAAACAGAGGUUCGCGGCUACAAGUGUCCCCUUAGCUCUAGGGGGCAGGCAAAAGACUGUAAGACAGUAGGAAUCAGCUCGUGUCUGGGGCUCAGGAGCACACUGUGGUCAUGGUGAAUGAAAGUCCCAAGCAGGAGGAGAGCAAUGACAACCCUGCGCCAGAGUCCUCAUUCCAGACGGACACCAGCAACUCCACCCAUCCCAGCGUCUCCAUCCAUCCCAGCGUCUCGGGCCAUCCCAGUGUCUCGGGCCAUCCCAGUGUCUCCAUCCAUCCCAGCGUCUCAGGCCAUCCCAGCGUCUCCAUCCAUCCUAGUGUCUCGGGCCAUCCCAGUGUCUCCAUCGACCCCAGCGUCUCUGUCCACCCCAGCAGUUCAGCACCCCCUAGUACCUUGGCUCAACCCAGCGGCGUGACCCAUCACAGUAGCUCAUGUCGGGAAGGCAGCGUGAUCAAGGUGAGCAAGCGCCGUUGGGCCGUGGUCCUGGUGUUCAGUUGCUACUCCUUGUGCAACGCCUUCCAGUGGAUUCAGUAUGGUUCCAUCAAUAACAUCUUCAUGACCUUCUAUGGCGUCAGCGCCUUUGCCAUCGACUGGCUGUCCAUGUGCUACAUGCUGGUUUACAUCCCUCUGCUCCUGCCCGUGGCCUGGAUGCUGGAGAAGUUUGGUCUUCGCGCCAUCGCUAUCACUGGCUCAGCCCUCAACUGCCUGGGGGCCUGGGUGAAGCUAGGCAGCCUGGAGCCUCACCUCUUUCCAGUCACAGUGGUGGGUCAGGUCAUUUGCUCGGUGGCACAGGUCUUCAUCCUGGGCAUGCCUUCACGCAUUGCUUCGGUCUGGUUCGGGGCUGAUGAAGUGUCAACCGCUUGCUCCAUGGCUGUGUUUGGCAAUCAGCUUGGAAUUGCAAUUGGGUUUUUGGUCCCUCCUGUUCUGGUACCCAACAUCAAAGACCAGGAAAAGCUCGCCUACCACAUCAGCAUCAUGUUCUACAUAAUAGGAGGUGUGGCCACUUUCCUCUUCAUCCUUGUCAUCAUCGUAUUCAAGGAGAAGCCCAAGUAUCCUCCCAGCAGGGCCCAGUCCCUGAGCUAUGCCUUGGCGUCCACCGAUGCUUCGUACUUAAGUUCCAUCAUCCGGCUCUUCAAAAACCUCAACUUCGUGCUGCUGGUCAUCACCUACGGUCUGAAUGCUGGUGCCUUCUAUGCCUUGUCCACGCUGCUGAAUCGCAUGGUGAUCUUGCACUUCCCGGGUGAAGAAGUGAAUGCUGGGAGGAUUGGCUUGACCAUUGUCAUCGCAGGGAUGGUUGGAGCUAUGAUCUCAGGCAUCUGGCUGGAUAAAUCCAAAACCUACAAGGAGACGACCCUGGUGGUGUAUAUCAUGACUCUGGUGGGCAUGGUAGUGUACACAUUCACCUUAAACCUGGAGCGGUUAUGGGUAGUAUUCAUCACUGCUGGCACACUGGGCUUCUUCAUGACUGGCUAUCUGCCCCUGGGGUUUGAGUUUGCCGUGGAGCUCACGUACCCAGAAUCUGAAGGCAUGUCGUCCGGCCUCCUCAACGUGUCAGCACAGGUAUUUGGGAUCAUCUUCACCAUCUCCCAAGGCCAGAUUAUUGACAACUAUGGAACAAAGCCUGGGAACAUCUUCCUCUGUGUGUUCCUUGCCCUUGGAUCAGCUCUCACUGCUUUCAUCAAGGCAGACCUUCGGAGACAGAGGGCAAACAAGGAUGUUCCUGAGACGAAAGUCCAAGAGGAGGAGAGCAAUACCAGCAAGGUGCCCUCCGUCGUGACAGAGGCUCAUCUCUGAGAGAGAGACAGAGAGAGGUGGCAGAGACUCAGGAACAGACACACUCGCCUCUAGGUCCCAUUGAGCUGUGACUGCCAGCACCUACAUCUCCAUGGAGGAGCUUCUAGAGGAAGCAGCUGGAAGAUUUGUGACUUGCAAGGCAGUGCCUAUGCCUACUGGGCCCUACCUGAGAACCUGGCUGGUUUACUCAGGGGAAACCUCACCUCUCUCCAGAUGCAGACUGGAUUCUGGUCCCCUCUCCCUGUUAGGUCUCAGGGCUAGCAUUGGGAGAGGCUGGUGGAGGGUGCUGGAGUCGAUCCUUGCUUGGUCCCUUGUCUUUUCUUAUCCCUUCUCUCGUGGAGAACACUUCCAGAAUUAUCCUAAGAAAGCUUAUUCAGGAGAUUAACUUUUUCUAAUGUCUUAAGACUUAACCACACGAAGCCCGGUUCUUACUGAGAAUGGGCAAGCUGCUCUGCCUGAGGGUCAUGAGGAGGAAGCACCAUGGUACAGCCUCCGUAAGAGCCCAGCAUUCCACAGUGGCAGCUCUAUCAGGACUCUUGACUUCAGCCCUCCCGGCCAAACACUGCAGUCUCUUCCCACCUUCUUUCCUGGCAGUCAAAGACAAAACAGCAAUAAACCAGACAAAACCUCUCUUGUAGCCCUGAAGUAAGAAAUGACUGGAGAGGGCUCCCUGCCUACCUGCAACAGUGCUGGGGGUUACCUUGAGUGUGUGUUGGGCUCCGGGCUAGGAUGGGAAGGUGCUUCCCUACAAAAGAGGUGCUUGCCCAGGGACUCCAGUGUCCCAGGCUACUCAGAAUGUCUUUAUUGGAUAUUGCACUGGGAAACGCUGCCAUCAGCCCAGCGGCUCGUGGCUCUAACCUUUAUUAAAAGUUAGUCUCAUUGACUCUACUCUGAGACCCAAGGCUGUCUCUGAGGAAAGAGGCAGAAGGCGGCUCUUAAAACAGACAUGGUGUCUGUCUCAGGUAAACAUAAUCCUGUGGAAGUCUGGGACAGUAUUUGCACAACCAAACCCUCUCCCUGCCUCUGCUAGCAAAAUCUGCCAGAUAUUUUAAAUUGAGAAGGACUCCUUGUAAAUUCCAGUUGACCUCCUUCCUCCCCCAGUCUGCUGGUAAUGUCAUGGCUUUUGUAGUGUCUCCUCCAAGAGAAACUGGCAACUAAUUUCUCCUGCGCCUUGAGCAAUUCUGGUCAAGACCAUUGCGUCAUCUGGCCUUGGCCAUGGCCUUAGAAUUCCAGAAUAGCCAGAUUGCCUGCAAUAUUGGGGUGCCAGGCCAGAGGGGAUUCACUUGUGUACACAUACAUGUGUGUUUGUAUAUUGUGUGUAGACCUGAGCAGUGAAUGGGAGGAAAGCAGUGUGGUGGAGGGUUAGGGAUGGAAGAGAGAGGUAGGUGCCUUACUUUCUGUCAAGAAAAAGGAGUACUUUUUUCAACUGUUCAAAAUGGACAUGUUUACUCAAUCCACUUAUUUAAA